AUGCGUGAACUUCGGGGCCGUUAUGCUGCGUCCAUACCGAGCGCUGAGCAGAUGAGUCGACGAUUCCGCGAGGAGGAUGGCUCGCGGGUCACUGCUUAUCUCAAGGAUGGCAAGCUCAUGUCAUAUGUGUACGAGGAUGUGCGCACAUUAUACGAAGGAGUACGAAGAGGAGCCCGAGUUUCUAACAAUGGUCCAAUGCUUGGUCGCCGAGUGAAACGUGCAGAUGGAACGGAACCAUAUGAGUGGAUUCCUUAUAAUGAGGAUGGCUCGCGGGUCACUGCUUAUCUCAAGGAUGGCAAGCUCAUGUCAUAUGUGUACGAGGAUGUGCGCACAUUAUACGAAGGAGUACGAAGAGGAGCCCGAGUUUCUAACAAUGGUCCAAUGCUUGGUCGCCGAGUGAAACGUGCAGAUGGAACGGAACCAUAUGAGUGGAUUCCUUAUAAUGAGGUUCUUGAUCGCUCCGACAAUGUUUCCAUUGCGUUCAGAGAAUUGGGAAUACCAGUCGGAAAUGAUGUUCAUAUUGGUAUUUACAGUAAAAAUAGACCAGAGUGGAUUAUCACGGAACUGGCGACUUACAACUUCGCGAAUGUCAUCGUUCCCAUUUACGAGACUCUUGGAUUCGAAGCUUGCGUAUUUAUUCUCAACCAAUCAGAAAUGAAACUGGUUGUAUGUGAUGCGGUUUCUAAAGCUAUCGGUCUUCUUGAGCACAAAUCAAAAUGCCCUCAUCUGGAGACGAUGGUUGUGAUGGAACCGAUCACCGAAGAGUUGCGCACACUUGCCUCAGAAAAGGGAGUGCAUGUUCUCACGUUCGAAGCUUUGGAGAAAAUGGGACGUGAAGCUCAAAAUCGGCCAACUCAUCAGCCACCUAAGCCCGAGGAUUUGGCUACAAUCUGCUAUACUUCUGGUACUACAGGUACACCAAAAGGUGUUAUGCUGUCACACGCAAAUGUUGUUGCAGACGGAGUCAGCAUGGAGUUUUUCAAGUACACAGGAAUCAACGUUACGGAUGUGAUGAUUAGCUUCCUUCCCUUAGCUCAUAUGUUGGAACGAGUAAUUGAGAGCGUUUGCUUUGCAAAAGGUGCCAGAGUGGGAUUCUACAGGGGUGAUAUUCGGUUACUCGCAGAAGACAUCAAAGAGCUGCGUCCAACCGUCGUUCCAGUUGUUCCACGUGUUCUUAAUAGGCUUUACGAUAAGGUAAUGACCGAGGUGAACAAGUCCUAUUUGAAGAAGAUGCUCUUCAGUCUGGCUAUCAAAUAUAAAGCUCGCGAGAUGCAUAACUUUGUAAUCCGAAAUAACGGUUUCUUCGACAACGUUGUUGUUCAAAAAAGUGCGCGAAGGAAUGGGAGGUGUGUAUCGUCUGUAAAUUCAAGCAGAUGUCGCGUAAGAUUGAUGAUAACGGGUUCUGCUCCCUUGUCUGAGAAUGUGCUCACGUUUGUGCGUGCAGCUAUGGGAUGUGUUGUGGUUGAAGGAUAUGGCCAAACGGAAUGUGUUGCUGCAGCCACUGUAUCUAUGGAGGGUGACUCAAACGCAGGACAUGUCGGUAUGGCAAUUCCAUCGGCUUCCAUUAAAUUGGUAGAUGUUCCGGAAUUGAACUACUUCGCAAAGGAUGGAACUGGCGAAGUCUGCAUAAAGGGACCUAUUGUGUUCCAAGGUUAUUAUAAGAACGAGGAGCAAACAAAGGAAGUGCUUGAUGAGGACGGCUGGUUGCACACGGCGUUUUCAAAUUAUAACGAGUUUGUUCCUUUCUGCAAGAAACAGUUAAAUUUGGAAGGGACGCUUGAGGAGCUUUGUAAGAAUAAGGAUGCUGUCAAAAUGGUGUUGGACGAUAUGGUUGCUGUCGGAAAGAAAGGGGGAUUGUUCUCAUUUGAGCAGGUUAAGGCUAUAAAAUUAUGCCCGGAUAUGUUCACCGUCGAAAACGAUCUUCUUACACCGACCCUGAAAAGCAAAAGGCCAAAGCUGAAGUCGCAUUUCGCGUCUGAUUUGGAAGAGAUGUACUCGACCCUUGACUGA
This is a messenger RNA of Cooperia oncophora, 2010 nucleotides long. The record is from the annotation of a GenBank genome assembly. Lineage: Eukaryota; Metazoa; Nematoda; Chromadorea; Rhabditida; Trichostrongylidae.